Malassezia globosa CBS 7966 is the source of this 2601-nucleotide messenger RNA. RefSeq lists its product as uncharacterized. Gene Ontology annotation, biological process: endocytosis; autophagy of peroxisome; autophagosome assembly. The transcript has 6 exons. The record is from RefSeq and is a predicted model, not a curated record. Gene Ontology annotation, cellular component: endosome; phosphatidylinositol 3-kinase complex, class III, type II; phosphatidylinositol 3-kinase complex, class III, type I. Gene Ontology annotation, molecular function: 1-phosphatidylinositol-3-kinase activity. Lineage: Eukaryota; Fungi; Basidiomycota; Malasseziomycetes; Malasseziales; Malasseziaceae. Bases 1 to 2601 code for a protein of 866 amino acids.
AUGGACCGUGACUUUUACUCGUUCGUCGCAGCAUGUGACGUUCAUGAGCCGGUCAGCUUGCGCAUCGUGCGAUUAGGCGGCCGUUUGGAUGUGUGCACGCCCUCCAAGCUAUGGGACGAGCCUGGUCUUCGAUUCCAUAGCAUACACGCCACGGCAUCAUCCACCUCCCUUUGUGUGCGCUGCGAGUUGUAUGCGGAUAACAAAGCGCUUGCGCCGCCUAUCUAUACAAGCCUUAGCUCGCCGUCAAACGGCGCACAUGUGUGGGGAGAGUGGAUCACAUUCGCAUAUCGGAUCUGUGAUCUGCCUCUUACGGCACAGCUUGCCUUCACUGUGCUCGAUGUCGCCGGUAUUGCAUCUGAAACAGAGGUGGGCGGUAUGACGCUGCCUCUAUUUGGGAAGCGCGGCGCUCUACGUCGUGGCACAAAGCGAUUGCGGCUGUGGCGCCGUGUGGCUGCUGAUCCUCACGCACCUUCGACCACACCUUACAGACACGACGACGUCCCUAGUAUUGCCCGACUUGAUAAGCUGUUCAAACGGUAUCAGCGCGGCAUCACACCCCCUGUGGAAUGGCUCGAUGCCCAUACAUUGCCGCUUAUUGAAAAGACGUACGAAAACCACGUCGAUACCUCGGCUGAUCUGCUUCUGAUUGUGGACCUUCCUGCGUACGAGCUCCCUGUCGUGUAUGGAGAACCUGAGUUGCCCAUCGUGCCCAGUCACACGUCGUCUACCUCUGCUUCGGUUUCCGCUGAUGCUGAACAUAAUGUUGCUGCAGGCAUAAGACCAGCGUGGCUUCGGCCUUCUUUGUUCACACAUUCAGAUCCCGAAGGCAUGUGCGAGAAUCUGGUCGAGUCGAAGCACCGUCGACUCGUGCGGGGCCAACGCUCCGCAACGUUGGAUCGCGAACGCAAGCCCACGGCAUCCGUCCGUGAUACUUUGCGAUCGAUCCUCCUGUAUCCCCCAACUCGCGUACUCACAACGGAAGAAAUGGACCUUGUCUGGGCGUUCCGUUUUUACCUCACUCGAGAUCCAGCUGCAUUGACCAAGUUUGUCAAGUCUGUUGUUUGGACUGAUGCCCAGGAAGCAUCACAGGCUACGGAGGAACUGCUUCCGAUAUGGGCGGAGCCACAGAUUGCGGACACACUCGAAUUACUUGGCCCUUCGUUCCUGCAUCUCCAAGUUCGUGCGUACGCAGUCCGUCAGCUUCAUCGAGCCAGCAAUGAACAGCUCGCACUGUACCUUUUGCAGUUGGUCCAGGCGCUCAAGUUUGAGGAAUAUUCUUGGCAUGCUGCUAGCGAAACGCAACGUGCUGCUGUGUUGCAGCAGCAACAGCAGGAACAGGAACAUGUGAUACAGGAUUCGGCGAUCGAGACACGACGACGGCCGCCAAUGCCGUCUAGUGAACCAUCUGUUCGACUCGUCGACCUUCUUUGCUCGCGCAGCACACAGUCAACUGCGUUGGGGACCAGGUUUUAUUGGUAUGUGGCCGUGGAGCGAUGUGAUAGUCAGUAUGGCGAGCUAUUUGCUCGUGUUGAGCAGCAGCUUCAUGCUGCACUUGAAGCGCACAAUGCGCCAUUGCUGACAAUGCUAGAGAGGCAGCGCCACUUUGUACAGAUGCUAGCGACGAAGAAUGCAGAGCUACGCGUGUCACGAGAUACACGACCAAAAAAGAUCGAGAAGCUGCGAGCUCUCUUAGCAGACCGCAAAGCAGGUCUGCGAACACUGGAUCCACCGCUUUCAUUGCCGCUGGAUCCUGAUGUGUGCAUCACCGGUAUCGCAGUAGAAAACAGCACAGUGUUUAAGAGCAAUCUAUUUCCAUGGCGCCUCGAGUUCCGCGUCGAUGACGACAUUUCGACGUACACAGUCAUUGUCAAGAAUGGCGACGAUCUCCGACAGGAUCAGCUCGUGCUUCAGCUCUUUGCGCUCAUGGACAGUCUGUUGCGUGACGAACAUCUCGACGUUUGCAUCACGCCAUACCAUGUGCUAGCCACCAGUCCCCAUGAUGGUCUGGUACAAUUUAUACCCAGUAUGAGUGUGGCUGAAGCCGUGGCAAAACAUGGGGACCUACUAGGCUACCUGCGGUCUAAGCAUCCAGACUAUCGGAACGCCACGACAUUUGAUGUCCUGCCACAGGUCCUCGAUACAUUUGUGCGAAGUUGUGCUGGCUACUGUGUUAUUACGUACCUAUUGGGUGUCGGCGAUAGGCACCUCGACAAUCUCAUGCUCGCUACCGAUGGACAUUUCUUCCACGUGGACUUCAGCUACAUUCUUGGUCGCGAUCCGAAACCCUUUCCACCACCUGUCAAGGUAUGCAAGGAAAUGGUCGAUGCUAUGGGUGGUGCUUCUUCCGUGUAUUACAUGCGUUUCAAGAAACUAUGUCACAUAACAUUUGCGUGUCUACGAAAAAAUGCCAAUUUGAUCCUCAACCUGGUGUCUCUCAUGGUGGAGGCUAAUAUUCCGGACAUCCGUGCGGAACCUGACAAAGCCGUCUUGAAAGUGCAGGAAAAGUUCCUGCUUGAUGUUUCGGAAGAGCAAGCAGUCGCGCACUUCGAGUCCUUGUUGAGUGAUACCUCGUACCUAUCGACGCAAUAUUUCCGACAAUAG